AUGCCCCGGAGAAGCCACGCGCUGUGGCUGGGGGCCCUGUGGUCGCCAGGGCCGGCUGCAGCAGUCUGGCCUUUUGAUGCUGCGGCGUCGGCGACCAGCGAGAAGGCGCCCGAACUGCCUCAUGGUGCACAUCUGGCCUUUGCUGGGUCGCCGGUCAUUGUGGUCGAACGACACAUGGGCCACAACCCUUGGGAGGACCUCCACAAGAACAUGGAGAGGAUGCUUCAACAGCAGGUCGCGGGCGGCUCUGUAGGGAGUCAGGCGCUGAUGCCGCGCCCCAUGCAGAUGCAGAUGCAGCUGGGUGGCCUGCUGGACAUGUUCGGCGACCACCAUGCAGGACACGUCGGCCUGGCACAGGGCAGCUUCCAGGUGCACGAUGACCACGAGACUCAGAUCGUGAUCUCUGCCGUCCUCCCUGGCUACGAGUUCGGUGCCGCGAGCGCGUCCAGCGAGAAGCCGCUGUCCGUGCGAGCCAUCCGCGGCAGGUCCCUGGUGAUCAGCGGCCGCCACCGGCAAGGGCCCCUCAUCAGCUCCUGGCAGCGCGUCUUCUCGCUGCCGAAGGGCUCCGACGUGGGCCACGUGUCUGUCACGUACAACUCCGGAACCGGCAAUCUGACUGUGACCGUCCCACGUACCAAUGCAACAGUGGCAGAGGAGUCGGAAGGUCCGGAGGAGAAUGCCGGGAUGGAUGACAUGCUGCCCCCAGCGCUUCAGGCGUUGCGGAGCGGGGUGCCGUUGCUCGUCGGGAACAUGGGCGCCCUCCAGGCGGGGCGGCGGGGCGAAGCUGUUGGGACCACGUCCAAGAGCGUUCUUGCCGACGGGUCGAUACAUGGCGACGUUGCAACGGCCAUCGGCCAGCAGGUGGAGCAGAUGAUUCUGCAAGCCAAAAAAGACUCCGAAGCCCGGGUCAGGCACGAGCUCAACGUCGCCAGAAGCCAGUUGACACAGAUGGAGUCACACAUCACCGAGCUGUCGGAGCGCGUCACCCGCUGCGUCCGACUGAAUUCGGGAGGCACUGCCACGGGAGUGGAUCCGGCAAUGACUGUGGACCGUGCCUUUUUGAGUCAGAAGAUCAAGCAGCUGGAGCAGAAGUGGGGAUCCGAGGUAAAGGCCCUGAAGCAGGACCUUCAUCGAACUAUCCUCGCUCACAACCACAACUCGGACCUCAUGCGUCAUCACCGAGACGCUUUGGACGAGGCACGCCGAAAGUUGGACAGCCAGCCGGCCCCAAAGGCCGACCAGGUUGAUGCACAGAUCGACAAAGUGGACCGAAUGCUGCGUGCCGGCGCCGCCAAGCAGCGGGCACUGGAUGCCUUGACGGAGCGACUCACUCAGCUGGAGACGCAGGCGGCGCAGAUGUUCCCGGCGGCGCCUGGCUUUGGCACAACCGCGGUGCCACCAGGCCUGUCGGCAGCACCCGCUGCUGCGGUCCCGAAAAAGCCCGGAAAGAAGGAUGGAGACCUGCCGAGCGAGCUGGAAGUCCGCGCGCACUUGGAGAAGGCUGCCCUUGGACAAGGCAGCAGCUUCAAUGCGGAGGCGCCAGUCUUCAUUCCGCGUGGAGCCGUGGAUGUGGAGGCCCCGAAGGCCGCUUCGGUCCCGAAAGCGGAUGCAGGCGCUCCGAUCACCCUCCCUGUGCCAGCGGGAAGCUUGGAGGUGCUCCCAGAUGCAGGCGAGAAGGAUGCGGCCUUGAUCCUAGGCGAAGCAGCUUCGGUAGAAGACCCAGCGGAGGUCGAGGAAGCCCCCGCAGCAGAAGCCGAGGAGGCUGCAGCUCCGGCGACAGUGGCAGCGUGA
Molecule: messenger RNA, 1791 nt
Organism: Symbiodinium sp. CCMP2592
Lineage: Eukaryota; Dinophyceae; Suessiales; Symbiodiniaceae
Source: the annotation of a GenBank genome assembly